AUGUGGAUUUUUUGUGCCGCCAUUUUUUUGUUGCCAAUUUUUUUGGAAGCCGCAUUGUCUGACUGUAGAUAUGCCAAGAAUUUGACGGGAAAUGGUGAGUUUUUGAAGAGACAUGACAUUGGGUUACUGUAGAAUUUCUGAGAAUACGGUAGAUCAGCCUCUGGGUUACUGUAUUUUAAAGGAACAUUUUUUAGCUGAGCUUUACUGUAGAUCAGAGUGAAUUUAAAGGAACAUAUCAUUUUUAAUUUUUUUGGGGAUACUGUAGAAAGUCAGAGGAAUACUGUAAAUCAGCGUUUGGGUUACUGUAUUUUAAAGGAACAUUGUUUAGCUGAUUGUGAGCUUGGGUUACUGUAGAUCAGAGUGAAUUUAAAGAAACAUAUCAUUCCUAAAUUUCUGGGGGAUACUGUAGAUAGUUUAAAGGUACAUACAGAUUUGAAUCUGAAUAUUUGAAGGAGUACUGUAGAAAAUCACUGAAUUUUCCAAAAAAAAAACAUUUUUGGAGUACUGUAGGUCUAGAAAGCUUUCAACUUUUUUUAUGUACUGUAGAAUAUUUUGAAAUUAGAUACAGUAACCCUUAACUACAGUACCUCUGAAAUCAGAUUGAAAAUACUGUUACAGUACUCCUGAGCUACAGUAUUUUGAAAAUAAACUGAAAUUGAUUGUGAGCUACAGUAAUCCUUACAGUAACCCAGAAUCUACAGUGAUCUUACAUAAAUUUGGAACUUUUCAGAAAGAGAACUUACCCAUAUUUAAAACGGUUCCAAACACUUACAGUACCCCACCCUACCCUACAGUAACCCACCUACACUACCACAGAUACAGUACCCCCUUUUCUCACCUACAGUAACCCACCUACAGUACCCCCAAAUCUUGCAGACGACGAAGAAAGCUGCCUCUUCUACUAUCUUCUACACCGCGAAUUCGAACACACCGGUGAUCCACAUUCUCUCUCAAAAAUCGCGCCGAAAACCGAAGAGCUCAAGAUUACGGUAGGCGUGGAGUACGGUAGCUGUGGAUUACGGUAGAUACGAUUUUUUGCAGAUCGAAAAUGUCCAGAUCCGAUAUGUGGAACUUGUCAAAGGCUCCAGCUAUCAAUUCAAUGUUUUUGGCGAUAUUUUUCUGGUGAGUCUUGGUUUGGGCCUGGGCCUGGGACUGGGCCUAGGCCUAGGCCUGGGCCUGGGCCUGGGCCCAGGCAUAAAGCCUAAGCCUAAAGCCCAAAUUUUUUCAGAAUUGGGUGGAUGAUCGAUUGAAAUGGGACAAAGACGGUGAAUUCGGGGAUAAUGAUCAUUUAUUUGUGGCAAACGCGAAUUCGGUGUGGAGUCCACACGUCAUAGAUCACACGUGAGUGUUUUUUCCCGCCAAAAAUUGGAGCCUACAGUACUCCUUUUCAGAUUGUGUAUGGAUAAUGGUUGCACAUAUUUCGUUGAUGACGUGGAUGUUUAUGAUGACGGGCGGAUUUAUGCGCGAAUUCAAUUCAAAUACACGGCCAGUUGUGGAAUUGAUUAUAGAAAGUGAGUGGGUUUUUGAUGUCGGAAAUUGUGCCACUUUUGGUUUAGGUGACACAAUUUUUGAAAACUUCGAAAAAAAAAGUUUCAAAAAUUGCAAUUUUUGGGAAAACAGAUGCCACGUGGAUUUUCCAAACAAAAGAAAAAAAUUGAAAUUACAAAAAAUUCAGACUCCAGAUUUCACGUGACGGAAAUCUUGCCACGUUGAAAAUUUUCCAAAAAUAAUUUGUUAGGACUACUGUAGCUCAAAAAAUUCCAUCCAAAUAUUUUGCAGUUCGAGGUACUGUACUGUAUUUUGAGUGCCACGUGGAUUUUGAAUUUUCAGAUAAUUGAGCAUUUUUGUAGUUCGGGUUACUGUACCUCAAGCCAAAAAUUUUGCAAUUUGAGGUUUUUUUGUAGUUCGGGUUACUGUACCUUAAGCCAAAGGUUACUGUAACUCGAAAAUGAAAUGUUGCCACGUGGAUUUCUGGGAUUUGGAAUCUGAUAUGAAAAACUAAAAACCUAAGAAAAAAAAUGUAUUUGAACUACUGUACCUCAAAAAUCUCAAACCAACAUUUAAUUUAUUGUUAGAGUUUUUGUAGUUCGGGUUACUGUAGCUCAACAAUUUUGGAUUUCUUUUAUAUUGAUUUUUCAGGAAAACCUGGGAUUUUGAAAAAAAAGUUUAUUGAAAUACUGUCUCAAGCCAAAAUGUUACUGUAUGUGUGCCACGUGAAUUUUGAGUACAGUAAUUUUUCCCGCCAGAAAAAAAAUCCCCAAUUUCCAGAUUCCCCGAAGAAGAGGACAGUUGUUGCAUCUUCUUCACGGCCUUCGAAAAAGACAUUGCACGAACAAAAUUCGAAAUCGAGGGAAAAACCAAAGAGAAAUUGGCUCGGCCCGUUUACGCGCAAAAAAUCUACGACAAAGAAUCAAAGUUGGAAGAUCUGGUGCACGAGCAUUCACCAUGGAUGGUUUCGGAGAAAACAUUGAGCAUUGCUCAUUUGGGAGGGAUUGAGAGCCUUCAAGUGCUCCAAACUUGCAUCCGAGCCGAGAAGCCGAUGAAUACGGUACGAGUUGCGCUAACUCUUCCCGUCACACUUGCCACGUAUGUCAUGUUGGCGUCGCCGUUGUUUGGCGAUUUGAGAAUGCAAUUAUUUGUGAAAUUGUUCAGUUUGCAUAUUCAGACAAUUUGUUUUUUGUAUUUGUGUUCGAUUACGCCGCCGAAUGGAUUUUUGGGAGUGAGGCCGAGGAUUUGUGAGUUUUUUUGGGGUUUCUAGGCCACCAGUAUAGUUGGACAACGGCUCGGCUCAAGCUGCUUCAAAGCGGCUCGGCUCAAGCCGCUUUCAAUAAAAAAAUUGAAAGCGGCUAAUCGGCUAUUUUUCAAGCCGUUUUGGUCAGCCGAUUAGCCGAAUGAUUUAGCCGAGUCGCUUUAAUUCAAAGCGGCUCGGCUCGGCUUGGAGUGAAUUUUUGAAAUUAUCAGAAAAAUGAAGUUAAGAUAAUUUAUUCAUGGGUUUUGGGGUUUUUUGGUACGGGGAACAUCGUGGUGGGACCCAUUUAACCCAAAAGUGAUUCUUAAAGGCAUGUUGUCACCAAAAAAAAAUUUUUUUUGAAAAUUUUAGAUUUUGGGUUUUUCGGUACGGGGAACAUCGUGGUGGGACCCAUUUUGGAUAAAAAUGACUCUUAAAGGCAUGUUGGGACUAAAAAAAAAUUUUUUUCGAAAAAUUCAGAUUUAGGGUUUUUUGGUACGGGGAACAUCGUGGUGGGACCCUUUUGGUCUGAAAAUGACUGUGAAAGGCAUGUUGUCAUCAAAAAUAAUUUUUUUUUUUGAAAAUUUUAGAUUUUCGAUUUUUCGGUACGGGAACAUCGUGGUGAGAUUCAUUUGACUUGAAAGUGACUCUCAAAGGCAUUUUGUCACCAAAAAAAAUUUCUAGGGGGCGAAAAAACCAUUUUUUGCUAAAAGUUGAGUUGAAAAUCGGAAAUAGAGAAUGCGCUCUAACGCACAACUCGGUUUUUACAGUUUCGUGUGUGCUUGCAGGCAACACAAUGACGUCUUUUUACACCAAAAUGUUCCCCGUGCUCUAUAAGCAAUUUUCAAAAACAUUUUUUAGUGACAAAAUGCCUUUAAAACUCAUUUUUAGACCAAAUGGGUUCCACCACGAUGUUCCCCGUACCAAAAAACCCCAAAACCCAUGAAUAAAUUAUCUUAACUUCAUUUUUCUGAUAAUUUCAAAAAUUCACUCCAAGCCGAGCCGAGCCGCUUUGAAUCAAAGCGGCUCGGCUAAAUCAUUCGGCUAAUCGGCUGACCAAAACGGCUUGAAAAAUAGCCGAUUAGCCGCUUUCAAUUUUUUAUUGAAAGCGGCUCGAAGCCGAGCCGAUCAAAUUCAGCCGUUGUCCAACUAUAGCCACCAGGAUUUCAUUUUCUAGGCCAUCUUUGAUUUUUUAGGCCACCUGAACUUCGUUUUCUAGGCCACCAGAAUUAGGUUUUCUAGGCCACGAGGAUUCGGGUUUCUAGGCCACCAGGCUUAGGUUUUCUAGGCCGCCAGGGUUAGGUUGGUUUUCUAGGCCACCAGAACCUGGUCUUUGGUUUUCUAGGCCACCUGAACCGGGUCUUUGGGUUUCUAGGCCACCAGGAUUUGGGUUUAGAUAUGAACCACCUAUCAUCUUCCAACUUCCUAGGCCACCAAAACCUGGUCUUUGGUUUUCUAGGCCAUCAGAACCUGUUAUGAGAAUUAUCAGUCGCGUGCGGCUGUGCGUCGCGGUCGGAAAAUAAUCAACCGCGACGCACAGCCUCCCAACCGCGACGCACAGCCUCCCAACCGCGACACACAGCCUCCCAACCGCGACGCACAGCCUCCCAACCGCGACACACAGCCUCCCAACCGCACAGCCGCACGCGACUGACAAACUAAUAUUUUUCUCAUUCCAGACAUUUUCUACGAGCUCAUCUUCAUGAUCGCCUUCGGCAGUAUCCUGGUCACCCUGGUUGUAAUGGCCCUAAGUCGAGUGAAACGCAGUGUACCACCGUCGCAUCGUGUAUUUUUAACGGCGAAAUUGGUGAGUCACCAGAAAGGAUUCUCUUCCCCAAAAAAAAAAAACAAAAUUGUCUCGCAGAUCAAUCGCAUGAUUUGCUGCAUUGAACCCGAACGCUCCGACGCCUAUCAUCGAUAUGUCGAAGAAUCGCUGGAGAAUCCGCAGCAAGCUGAAACGCAGCGACCAUCUAAUGAGGCGGAUUACACGCAAGAUUGGCGGCAUAUCUACCUGGCUGCGAAUAAUAUGUUCAGCGCCAGUAUGUUCAGCAUUUUCUUGCUCGUCACCUUUUUCGAGUUUAUUUAA
Caenorhabditis angaria is the source of this 4814-nucleotide messenger RNA. NCBI's taxonomy places the organism in Eukaryota, Metazoa, Nematoda, Chromadorea, Rhabditida, Rhabditidae. The record is from the annotation of a GenBank genome assembly.